Messenger RNA from Parnassius mnemosyne (clouded apollo), 618 nucleotides. The record is from the annotation of a GenBank genome assembly. NCBI's taxonomy places the organism in Eukaryota, Metazoa, Arthropoda, Insecta, Lepidoptera, Papilionidae.
UUGGCCACAAAAUUAAAAAACGGAUACUACAGGAAAGCAAUUUCUGUUGAAGAAAGAUUAAGUAUCACUUGGAGAUUUUUAGCCAGCGGAGAUUCCUAUACAAUCCUACAAUAUUUAUUCAGAGUUUCUAAACAAUCGAUAAGUGUUAUAGUUCCAGAAACCUGUCAAGCUAUCGUAGAGGCAUUAAAAGACUACAUCAAGAUACCUACAUCGCAUCAAGAAUGGGAGGAAAUUAGUUCCGAGUUUCAAAACUGUUGGGAUCUACCACACGUGGUUGGUGCAAUGGACGGGAAACACAUUAUGUUGCAGGCACCUUUCAAUAGCGGAUCGGAGUUUUAUAAUUAUAAACAAUUUUUUAGUAUUGUUAUAUUCGCUUUAAUUGAUGCUUUAUAUAAAUUUAUAUUUGUCGAUGUAGGGUGUCAAGGGAGAAUUUCCGGUGGAGGUGUAUUUAAUGAUUCCAUUCUCAAGGAAAAAAUUUCAAACAACUCAUUAAAUCUUCCAUCUCCGAAACUUUUAGAAGGAACGAAUAACAUACCAUACUAUUUUGUGGCAGACAGUGCAUUUCCGUUAGGUAUCCAUAUUAUGAAGCCAUAUCCAGGUGUACAUCCUAAACGAUAA